GAGUGAGAGAGAGGAGGAAAGACAGAGCGAAACCCCAUAAUGCACUGCACGCUGCAGGGCUGAAGUCGUGCAGAUUCAUCAGUUCCUGUUGGAAGGGCUUGUGUGUCUUUAUAUAUGUGUGUAUGUGUGUGUGUGUGUGUGUGUGUGUGAGAGCGUGCUUACACCCAUAGAGACAGACCGAGAGCAGGAAGAAUCCACAGACACGCAGGCAGAGAAGUGCCUUCCUUUGCUGACCCUUGUGGCUGUCUGGCGCCGCUGAAGUCGCCUGUGCCUCUGCGCCUGUCCAUGCCUGCCGAAGCUGCCAGCCACACUGGGAGCACCAGGACUGCCUCGACUGCCAGCCACAUCCACUGAGGCUGUCCCAACACCACUGACGCUACCUCCCCCCUCCCGUCUCCCCCCUUCCCCGUCUCCCCCUCCCUCCUGCUCGGUCUGCCUGCGAGACCCUUCUCCAUUCAUGCCACUCAAGCAUCCUCUGUGGAGGCCGAACACUUCCCUCUUUCUCUGCAGACAGAUCCUGAUACCGAAGACAAACAGCUUUUAUCGGCUCCUCUGAGCGGAAGAAAAUUGUUUCGUUGUGGUCCCUUCCACCGGCCUUCUCCUCUCCCUUCGCACCCCUCCCUCCCCUCAGCCUUGCUUUCUUUCAUCAUGGGCCGGCUUGAUCGAUAAUGUGUUUUGCCGUUCGUCUCAUCUGACAGUUCGGCUGACAAGAGAGCAAAUUGAGAGAACUGGUGUGUUGUGUGCGUGAGUGUGUGUGUUUGUAAGCAAGAGAUUGCAAAACAAAGCUCUGAGGUCAUCUGUGGCCCUGGGUGACAGGCUCUGAAGGAUUCCUACGUUAGCCACAAAUGGACUCUUAGAAUGGGCCGCAGGUGGUAGGCGAGUCCAAGGCUUCAUUCUGAUCAGAACCUUUGGACAACAAACCCACUGAAGCCAGGMCCUUUUCCCAUGUCCUUUAUUUAUUCUCUCCCAGCGCUCAUUCCAGUGUCGUUAGAAAAAUACAGGCGCACAUAUUACUCAGUUUGCUGGAUAUUUCCUGCCUCUAAUCGACCCCUCCUGGCCGGUUUGACAUGGCGGUGAGCGUGACCCCGAUCCGGGACACAAAGUGGCUGACGCUGGAGGUGUGUCGAGAAUUCCAGAGAGGAACUUGCUCUCGACCAGACAACGAAUGCAAGUUUGCCCACCCUGCCAAGAGCUGUCAAGUGGAAAAUGGCMGAGUCAUUGCUUGCUUUGACUCACUCAAGGGCCGCUGUUCCAGGGAGAACUGUAAGUACCUGCAUCCUCCGCCKCACCUAAAGACGCAGCUGGAGAUCAAUGGAAGGAACAACCUCAUCCAGCAAAAAAACAUGGCGAUGCUGGCCCAACAAAUGCAGCUUGCCAAUGCCAUGAUCCCCGGCACACAGUUACAACCGGUGCCCAUGUUUUCAGUCACACCCAGCCUUGCCACCAAUGCCAACGCUGCUGCAGCAGCCGCCGCUGCGUUUAACCCCUACCUUGGUCCCGUGUCGCCCGGCCUGAUGCCUGCUGACAUUUUGCCCAGUGCGCCUGUACUGGUCACCAGCAACCCCAGCGUWCCUGUACCUGCCGCUGCUGCCGCUGCACAGAAACUCAUGAGGACAGACAGACUGGAGGUAUGCCGGGAAUACCAGCGAGGUAACUGCACACGUGGGGAGAACGACUGUCGCUUUGCCCACCCGGCAGACAGCACUAUGAUUGACACCAAUGACAACACAGUCACUGUGUGCAUGGACUACAUAAAGGGCCGCUGCUCGAGGGAGAAGUGCAAAUACUUCCACCCUCCGACUCACCUGCAGGCCAAAAUCAAAGCUGCCCAACACCAAGUCAACCAGGCUGCAGCUGCUGCGGCCUUGACUCAGUCGGCUGUCAAAUCACUGAAGCGACCCCUCGACGCAACUUUUGACCUGGGGCUCCCUCCUGUCUUGUCUCCUUUACCAAAGAGACCUGCACUUGAAAAAGCCAACGGUGCCAACUCUAUGUUCAAUGCUGGUGUAUUCCAGUACCAACAGGCCCUGGCCAACAUGCAGUUUCAGCAGCAGGCUGCCUUCAUACCAUCAGGCUCGAUAUUGUGCAUGACACCUGCAACAAGUGUUGUACCCAUGAUGCACGGUGCUUCUCCAGCCACUGUGUCUGCAGCCACCACAUCUGCCACAAGUGUUCCCUUUGCAACAGCAACAGCCAAUCAGAUUCCAAUAAUAUCUGCAGACCAUCUGACUAGUCACAAGUAUGUGACCCAGAUGUAGGCGUCUCAGUCAGAACAGAUGAACUGGAGCAUGCUGGUGUCCGGUGAUUAGUGGUCAUCCCUCAUGGUAGUAAGAUCAAGAGUGGAAUGGAAAACCAAAUUUGAACUGGUUUGGAAUCAAUCUGCAUGUCGACAGAGGAGAAGAACAGUUUGUCUAAAAGGUUUUCAUAUAAAGUUCAUGCACAGUAUCACAACAGAAAAGAAGCCUCAUUGCAUUAAAGACUGCCUUUCGUUCUGCAGAGACAACUAACCUUUAUUCACCAGACACAUUUUGAAUGUCAAUGCAUGGUAAAUGUGUGGAGCAGUCGCCAGGAACGCCGACUGAAUCGGUACGUCCGUUGACCAAGAACGAUGGCUUGUGUCRUUAGUUUUCUCGUCGGUUGUUGGUCUUUGACUUAAAUUGUUCAUUUGUUUACACAGAGGUGCACCUUGUCUUUCAGUUGAAGUAAAACAGAAAAGAAGAAAAAAAACUAUAAUAAUCUGACUGAAUCAUAUGCAUGCACACUUAUUUCUUUGUUUUGGUUUGUUUUUGUUUUAACAGUGAGAAGGGAAUUUAUUCUGAGUGUACUCAGAGGCAAAACUGAAUGUCUGUGAGGUGUCUUUCAAACCUUUGUAGCCUAUCUUUCUGUGUCUUAAGCACAUGUCUCUAACCUUGCAGACAUCCCUGUAAAGUGCCAUACACACAUCCCCUACCCCACCCACCCACAAAAAAAGAAAAAAAAGUACACAAACGUAUUCAACCAGUGUUGCAAAGUGUUAAACUCAACAAUUCCCUUUAAUAGGAACAUGUUCUUUCUUGGACAGCAUGUAUUGUCCAACCUCAUGACCUGUGUUUCCCAUUAGCACCACUGAAAUUAGAUAAUGUUCCCCCAAAUCUCCUACUGAUUGAAUAGCUUAUCUGUGCUCUUUUCUUUGACUUUGUUGUUGAUGUCAGUUGUYUCGACACAAAAGGAGAUCUUGUCUGUCUGUAGAUAAAGUCACGUUGUGUGGGAGUUUUUGGCCGAUCUGAGAGGCCAAAUGCUCCAUCUGUGAUGAGGAUGAGAUGAUGAAGAGCUUUGUAGGCACAGGUAGGCAUGGGCUGGGGUGACUGAGAAUCUAAUGGUAUUGUUAUUAAGUGUUGAAAACUCGGAUGCCUGAUURAUGGUGCAGAAAACCAAGUUCUGUUCUCAGUUAAAAGGUUUAUUUUUCACAUCUAAAAAUUCCUUCUCAUGUUCAGAGCCACUGUGUGUGUGUGUGUGUGUGUGACCCUGAGCCUGAUCAGAACCAAACUAAAAAUGGUGUCCCUACGGCUGGGAGUGGUAACUUUUUUGUCUGCACUGCUACAAUGGAAUGUCAACAAGUCUUCUUACAUUGCUGAAGAGACACACAUAUUAAGAAGAAACAUGUUGAUUGUAUCACUGUUUAAAGUAAAUGACUGCAACUGAUCACAAAUUAUACGAUAAAAGGCUGCAUCAAAAAUGCAGUUGAUCACUCCCAAAAUGUACAUCUGUAUUGUAAUCUUGAGCAAAAAUACCAUAAUUUUAUUGCUUCAGUAAUAAAAAAUUGAAGGCUUUAUAUAAAAAAUAUAUAGAUAUGCUAUUUCUAUCACUGCAGCUAAAAUAACAUUCCAGGUCUAUAAUGAAGAGCAUUUAGAGAAGYUUUAAUAAACAACCUUAUAACGACACAAAGUCAUAAUAGAUCAUGACAUCAGAUUUAGUUUUCUCWGUUAUUUUGACAUAACAAUUCUAAUUUUGCUGUAAAAACUAGUUGUUUUGUUGCAAAAACUAGACAGUCAACUGACUCAGCCUCAUGCGUCAGUUUGACCCAAGGGCAGCAGGAGGGUUUAAACUGGUCCAUGCCGAUAAUAAGUCUGAGUCUAAACUGCUGUGAGAUAAAGCCAUUAAAAAGAAACUCUUGAAAAGCCGAAAGCAGUUUCCCAGAAAAUGUCGGUAGUUUUUGACACCAUGACUUUUAAAAUCGAUUGUGUAUCUUCAACCGGGCCGUGGUUCAUCACAAAGUGAUCAGUCUGAGUUUAAACCUGUUAGACUGAACUGAAAAGUCAAAUGAAAAGAAUCUUAAAACUGAAAAAAAAAAAACAGCAUGAUAGAUCAUUUCAUUAGUUUUGAUACAGUAACUUCUUCAACUAACUGUAUAUCUUGAAACCGGCCCAUGCCUACCCUCAGGGUGAUCAGUCUGUUUCUAAACUGCUGUGUGAUCAAACUGAAACUCUACAAAGCGACUACUAAUGGAGGUGUGAUUUGCAAGACGUGAGUAGUGUUUUGCUUGUGUGGUUAUGCGUAUUUUAAGGCAGGUUGACUGGGAAGAAUUAGUGUAGUGUGUAUAUAUAGUUCACCAUAUUUAAGAGUACCUGUUAAAUACCUGAGAACUGUUUGUUUGUUUGUUUGUUUGUUUGUUUGUUUGUUUGUUUGUUUGUUUGUUUGUUUGUUUGUUUGUUUGUUUGUUUGUUUUGUUUGUUUUCAGAUAGCCAAAGUUCUUUCGUGUCACUGUUAGUAGGUGUUAUGGGUAGACUAGAGGGGCUGAAUUUUACAAAUGCCCAAAGACAGUUUGGGUGUUUAAAGUAAAACUCUGUUUUAGUUGUGUGCUGAGUGUUAUUGAUUGGUGGAUUCAAUAAUAUGUGGAUAGUUCAGGUUAAAGUGGAAAAAAAAUAAACGAUUGUAUAACUCAUCCAAAGCCUUAGAAUGUACCAUCGGGUCAGCACAAUGCAACAUGCCAUUUUGAACCAUACGGCUGCCUAAUUCAUGCCAUAAUAACACCCACAGAGCACUAUGUGAUUGUCACUUCCUGUGUCAGUGUUUUCUAUCUUUCUUUCUUUUUUUUCCUGAAUGAGGACUGUUUGAUUUUAUUUUGUUUGGAAAAUACUUUGRGAUUAGUUCUUUUUUAUGAUUUUUAACUUUACAAUAAUGAAUAUACGGUACAGUGUGUGUUUGUGUGUUAUUCAUCCACAGUUUCUUGAAAUUCCAUGUUAUGUUACUUUUAGUAUGGUUAUGAUUGUAAACUCAAUAUUUUCUACAUUAUGCAUAUUGUUGAACUGUAUGCAUAUUGUUAAUUUYUCUGGUCUUUUUUGUGUUCUUUGAACAAAGAUGUUUUAUAUGAGUAUCUAACAGUAAUGAAAUAAUAGAACAGAGAGGCUGAGUUGUCACUGUGGCAACUACCGCCAAUACCUGGAUAAUAUUUUAAUGAUUGUAAGGUUUGUAACUAGUCCUAUAAGAAAAAAAAUGCUGUUAUAAAAAAAUACAAUUCUUAGAUGUUUAGAGUAAAGAUGUUAUUUUCUACUGUAUCCAUUUCAAAUAAUAACUAUUGUUUGAAUAUUUCUACUCUCCCUGGAAAUCGGGCCAUGUUGGAAAACAAGCUGCAUAUUUAAUCACUUUUAAGGAUGUUGCUGGCAGGGGGCAGGUGAACGUGGCGAGUAGGGAACUGAGUCUCCGCACUCAGCUUUAACUUUGCCAACUGCAAACAACAAGGGUGGGAAAUACUGAGGUGAUGCAGGUGGUGAAGGUUGACUUUUUUGCACUUCUGUACAUAGUCAAAAAAGAGAGAAUCAUGUAUAUUGAGAUCUUAUUUUGAAUAAAAAAAAAUACUGUCUAUGACGACAAGGAAUUUUGCUAGGACAACAACAAUAAUUCUUUUGAAAGGCUGAACAAAAUUGCUUGCAUUUAAAAGGGCACUGAGUUCUCACUCUCCUACCCCUUUCAGAAAAAAGGCCAAGUGUUGCUCUUCUUUUUUGUCAGCAGCUUGUAGUUUGCCAGGUAACCUUCCGGAGGAGGCGUCCACUACCCUCCAGCGCAAGAGCCUGACUGGGUUUGUUUGGUCUCUUAAAGGGAUUGUUCAGAUCUUUAAAAGUGGGGAUCUGGAGAAUGUUUUGAAGCAAAUAACUUACCUGUUGAAGAUAGCUCGAACUUCACCUCUAGUCUGAAAUAUUUUGUAGCAUUUCAUGUUUACGCAGUUCUUAUUAAGUUUUAGACAAUUGGUUUCAACAUGAUUUGGUAGGUCCAGAUUUGGUCCAGGUAGGCUGUGAAAUGAGAGGGUCUAGCCUUUGGAUGAUGUUUGUUAUGUUUGUUUGCUUGACCACGCACGACACCAUUACCAUAAUUGGCUUUAAAUCAUGUCUUCAGACUUAAAAUGCAUUGAGACAUGUAUUCACCUAUAUUAUUCUUGGAGGAAUAACUUAAAAUAUAUUGAUACACGUGAUUAAAUUUAAAAAAUACAUGAAUAAUUUGGGUUUAGCUCCAACAUCGGUACAUGUAAUUGUGUUUUUUAACAUGUCAUUGUAGCAUAAAUGUCAUCAUCUAAGUUGCUAAACGCAUUUAAAAACAAGAUAUUUGGUCCGUAACGAAUUUCCAAACAAGGCCAACUUGAUAAAAAUAAAAAUAAAUAAAUAAACUCUGCCGCCUGCAUUUUUCUGUUUAGUUUGUUGACAGCGCAAUGAAUCCUGGGAUGUUUUGGGGAAGGAUACUCGGAUGCAGCCUUCAUUUUUGGGGAUUUUGUGGUCCACAUUUGUUGGCCGUGUGCAAAGGAGCCCAUGGAUUGUGAUAGCCUUUGUCACGGGGGCAGAUGUGAGCCACCGAAAAAUGAGGACGUSAAAGGCCAAAGCUAGCUUCUUAACUGAGACACAGCCUGUAUGUGACUGCGUAAUGUGGAUGGCAGCACUCCACUUUGGUGUUAGCCUCACUCAGACUAGCUUUAUCAGGAUUAAACAUAAUUCCUCAAAUCGAACGUUCUUCAACAUGAUCUACAACUGGUAAAACAAUAAAUGUUCCUAACCUUUCUACAGAACCCCACUUCCAAAGGUCUGAAAUAAUGCUUUAACCUGCCUGCACCGACAGGUGUGUGUUUUUCACGGCCACACCCUCAAAGGCCCCACCAAUCACAUUAUGUCCUGUCUAUUUACCUUACUCGGAGAGGAAUGCAUGUUCCAAAAGAAAAAAAAAUACAUACAGUAUAUUAAAGAAAAUCACAACACAGUAAUAUUGAAUAAGAAAAAAACAUUUACACAGAAAGAUGUAUUUACAGUAUACAAUACUCUAUCAAUGUAAUGGAAUAAAAUAUAUACAAAAAUACAAAAAUAGAAUAGUGGUUUUUAUCAUAAAAAGAUAUUCCAGAGACUAUACUCAUUAAAGUUUCACCACUUGGAGAGUUAAAAUACAUGCAACACAAACACCAUAGCUAUAGGUAAUUUCUUUGUUUAUGUAAGCUGUGCUUCUAGGAGAUGAAAUUAACCGAACUGAAACGUAAUUCAACAUCAGACAGAUCAAGGAACCCAGACUAACAGGACUUAACAUUCUCAAGUAGUUGUACUAAAUCUUUUUUCAAAGUGGCAUCCUCAUGAUUUUUUAAAAAAGUAAAAAAACUUCAUGACAUACUCACCAUUAUUUUAUGUGAGAUAUUUAGAAUCAAGGCUGAUGUGUAGAAUUUACCAUUUAAAAUAAUAUUUGAAUGUCAACUUUUAGUGGUUUAAUCUAAAGAUGUUGAUCCACUGAAGGAUGGUGCUGCUUCUGUUUGCAAAGUGUUGUUAAAAUGCAGCAUUUAAUGUAAGGUAAGUUAGCAGGUUAACAGCUGUGUCCAUUAAAUGUCUCUCUGAUUGAGUUUAAUGCAUUUGUCAUCCAACGAUAAAUGGAAAAUUGGAGUGGCUUGUUGUAAUUUUUAUCAUUUACAAAAUGUGUUGUGCCUGUUUUUUUAUGUCCUACCUUGUUUUUAUUGUCAUAUUGACAAGGAAGCCCUUUUUUACAUAUGCAAAUCUAAAUAGCUCUACUCAGUAAUGUAAUGCAGCAAUAUUUGCACCACUGCACACAACUUUUGUAUGUCAUUAUAUUCAGAAAUUCCCAAAACAGGCCUAAACACCAGAACAAAAAAAUAGAGAUUAUUGGCAAAAUCAGAAAUACAAAGUAUGUACAUGAAUGCAAAAUCCUUACCUGUGCUGAAGCCACUAGUUAACACUGUUUACCACUUCUCAGCUUUAUUAAAAAUAAUAAGAUACAGUUAUUUACUAGUUGUGUGUACUGUGUUUUAAUUUUUAUUUCAUUUUUCAUAAAUAAAUAAACAUUUUAACACUUUAUUUAAACUGUUGAUGUCAAUAAAAUAUAUGCAGUUUUAUUGAAGGGAAAAAAGUUUWUUAUUAAAACUUAAAAUGGUUGGACACAAAAAUUUCAGCAGUAAGUGAAAAAAAUUACAAACUCAUUUAGCAUUUCUGAAUAUGUUUUUGUGUAUGUUAAUUAUGUAUUUUCUUGAAUCGUCACUCAAAAUUACAAAAUGAUCCACAAAUGUUUAAUGAGAAAUGUUGGAGUAGUGAACAAACCUAAUUUAUAUUAUGUACAAGUGCUUUUACUCCAUUUAAUUAAAAAUAUAAACUCUGUUAGGAUUGCAAUUUGUUAAACCUGUUUUCAUUCUUUAAUUGAUUUGCCAACACAUCACGACUGAACUGUUUGGCCUUGAGUCGCUCAGUUUCAUGAGUUUUAAUUUGCACACCCCGACUUGAAACUGUCCUCAGUCAAACCUUUGUCUUGUUGCAAUUGCAACUGAAACUAAAAGCAAAGUUACUUUUAGCAAUGAAAACAUGUUGACAUUGCUUCACCCUCACUUUCACGCAUCUCUGAUCUGUAUUAUAUAGGUUUACGUUUUUAGUAAUGCCGCCAUCAUUGUUUUAUCGCUGCAUACAUUGUCCAAACUGAAGCUGACUGGAAGCCAAAUUUACGUCACUGUAUCAGAAACCGAUGUUCUCAGCCAUCUCAUGAUUUAKUCAUGAAAGAUUUAUUCAUAGGGAAAAAAUCUCUAAUAUUAUAAAAGCAAAGACAUUUUGAGUCAUUUGAAUUUUUAUAUGGCCAAUGUUAAUAAYGUUAAUGUUAAAAGCCAUACAAGUCCCGUUAGUCAGGGUUCCUGAAAACUGACUGAAAAACUGCUGUGUGGUUUGAUUUAUAACCCAUUACAAUUAAAUUUUGCCCUGAUAUUUUCAGUUAUUCUUUUUUCAUUUUUUACAAGCACAGAUACUUAUAUUUAGGAGAUAAUGUAAACAGAACUCUUCUUUUUUUAUUUGUUGUUUGUUUUUUUUUCUGCUUGUAGUGCUGAGAUGAUGUAUUCUGUCCUCUGCUGCAGUUUGUUUCUGCUUGUUUUACCGUCCCAGGCCCCUUGAAAGAAURUGUCAUGCUGCAUGUUGGUUUGUCCUAAAAGCACCUGAAUGAUUUAUCGAUUGCAACAGUCUAAAGCCAUAAAAUCUAAUCAUCAGAAUGAAGAGGGAGAAAAUGACGUGACAAACAGGUGGUGCUUUUUGAAGCUGAGGGACGUGUUUUACUUGGUUUUAUUAACUACAUUAUCAUGAAGUGUAGUUAACAGAGCUCAAAGAGCCGUUCCAACUUUGCAGGUUGUGUGUAGUUGAAGGAAAAGUAUUUAAGAAAAWUUUUUUCAUGGGGCCUGUAUUGCUAUAUAUUCUUGCUGUUAUGAAUUUAAAAAUUAAAUAAAAUUUACAACUGAGAAAGCCUUUA
Molecule: messenger RNA, 9729 nt
Organism: Austrofundulus limnaeus
Lineage: Eukaryota; Metazoa; Chordata; Actinopteri; Cyprinodontiformes; Rivulidae
Product: muscleblind-like protein 1
Exons: 11
Coding region: 1068-2258 (396 amino acids)
Biological process (GO): regulation of RNA splicing
Cellular component (GO): cytoplasm; nucleoplasm
Molecular function (GO): metal ion binding; RNA binding
Source: RefSeq, a predicted model, not a curated record